AUGGAUGGAUUUGGUUCCGAUUUUUCAUCAGGUGCUGGGUCCGGUAAAAUGGAUACCGGCACAAUCAUGGAGCAAGUAAAGGUCCAGAUUGCGGUGGCUAAUGCGCAAGAGCUCUUGCAGGUAAUUUGCUAUGCUAGCUAGCUACAUUCAUUGUAGACAGCUGACAGCUAGCUGACUGGUUAGCUAAUUGUUGAGUAGCAAGUUGAAAUAGCUAAAGGUAGCUAAUGUGAAAGCAAUAAGUUACUACCACCAUACAACUAGUUAGCAAGCUAGCUAGUUCAAUAGGCCUUAUAGCUACAAGCUGGCUAACGUUGGUUAGCUAACUAGCUAUCUUAGCCUGUCAAUGAAUGAAUGAAUGAAUGAAUGAAUGGUGUUUUUUCUUAGCAAGCCAUGUAAAUAUUUUAUUACAUUCAUAUUUCCAACAUAUAGUUAACUACAAACGGCAUAUUUGGUAUGUAGGCCAGGCCUAUUAUCAAUGCAGUUAGCUAAAUUGCCUGUCAGAGGUCGUGUUGCCUGAGGUGAGUGAUGAUGGGUUAAAUCUUAUCUUUCUCCUCUUUUGUAGAGGAUGACAGACAAAUGCUUCAAGAAAUGCAUAGGCAAACCAGGAGGCACGUUGGAUAACUCUGAACAGGUAUGCCACUGUAUUUUAUUUGCAGAUUAUUAUAAUGGGAUAUGGAUAUGAAGUGGUUGAUUGUGUCCCCUAACUUGAAUCAGUGACGUUGUCAUUUGAGACAUCCGGUAUGUUGGAAAUGUGAAAAUGCAAAUAUUUUGCAGUGGUAAUGCUGACUGAUAUUUUUGUGUUUAUUGCAGAAAUGCAUCGCAAUGUGCAUGGAUCGAUAUAUGGAUGCAUGGAAUACUGUGUCCCGUGCCUACAAUUCCAGACUACAGAGGGAAAGAGCU
Molecule: messenger RNA, 900 nt
Organism: Coregonus sp. 'balchen'
Lineage: Eukaryota; Metazoa; Chordata; Actinopteri; Salmoniformes; Salmonidae
Source: the annotation of a GenBank genome assembly